AAAAGGAUCUGCCUUUAGCAACUUCCCCUAAAAAAUUAGUUGGAAACACUGUACGUUACUAGACUAGUCAGGAAAGUCAUUUCAGAGCUGCUGAACAACUUUGAGAUUGAGGAUUGGCCCCUACAGCUGCAAUGGAACAUCUUUUGCAUUGGCUGGGAAUCAGACUCAGGUGUCCUGCAUGGUGGGAAGAUUCUACCACAGUACUAGUAAUGUGCCCAUCUCAAGCCCAAGGCUGUGCAUUUCCAAGCAGGUCUUCUUUCAGACCCAACAUUCAUUAAAUAAAUGGCCAAAAAGGACCUGUAAUAAACCAGCAACCUCAGGAAACCAUUUACCACCUGCUUCAACCGGCUAUGUGAUCUUGAGCUCUUCGCUUAAGCUUGGUGCUGGCAGUGCAGUUUUUUUCUAUCCUUUAUGAUUGUUGCUUGUCAGAAAUGCAUAAGUUGAAUGUGAUGUAAGUUGCUUUAGAAAACCACAUCUGCCAAAUGCAUAAAUGCAAAUGUAAUGAGAUCUUGCAUAAAAGCUAGUGUUCUUGUAUGUCAGACUGUGUAAUGUACCGUACAUCUAAGGAGUUUGCUCGUGUUCGCUCUGGUCAUGUUUUGACAUCCUCAUUGACAUGCAUGACAAAGAACUCUGUCAUGGCUGGAUGAAAGAAUAGAUUUGUAAACCGCUCAUUUUUCAAAGUGAACUUAAGGUAAAUUUUAAGCGUGAUUAUAAAUGUCAAGAGAAAACUACCAAGAUAUUGUACCGACUUUUAUUGUCUCACUCACAGAGUACGUCAUUAAUUGCCAUUCAAACCAAUUCUUGAUUAGACGACCAUCGUAGGAGCAGCGACACAGCAGGAUUAUUUCUGACACUGUCAGAACUUCGUUGGAGGCUAAAAUUCAUCACAAGGCAAUCAAUUGUUCGCUGGUACAUUCCGUGGGGAAGCCGGAGUUGCGCUGACUUGCAUGCACUUUGGAUCAAAAUAUCUGAAUGAACAAAUCUAGUAGGUCAAUAUUCCGGCUUGCAGCGAGAGCUCCGUGCUGGCGGCCCAGCCGCUUUCCCGCUUCAGCCUGGGACGGAAGACCCUGCUGGGGGCUGGCGUGGCCGUCAUGUUGCUCUUGGUGUUGGUGGUCCUCAUUCCUGUUCUGGUUCAUCUGGCAGGCAGCAGUGAAAACGGAGGUCAGUACGAGAUGCUCGGUACUUGCCGAAUGGUCUGCGAUCCAUUCUUGGAAAAAACUGGCACUGUGGCCGGUAUCGGUACGGGCACAGCUAUAACUAAUACACAGUUGGAAGCUGAGGCACUGACUGAUCAUAGCAUGGGACCCCCAUUGCCCACCUACGCCCACAGACCGCUGGGCAAACCUGGCCGCCAAGGAAAACCAGGGCUACCAGGACCUCCGGGACCUCCAGGACCACCUGGAGAGCCAGGUCCUCCAGGACCAAUGGGGCCACCAGGAAAUAAAAACCACACAGAACGACCGGACAUUGCUCUUGGUGGAAGAACAGCUACCGGAAUGGGGUCAGCUGUCUAUACCAUGGGACCACGUGUGGCCUUUUACGCAGGUCUGCGAAACCCACAGGAGGGCUACGAGGUUCUGAGGUUUGAUGACAUAGUUACAAACAUUGGGAAUAACUACGAUGGAUCGACUGGGAAAUUUGUGUGCAAGUUUCCAGGGACGUAUUUCUUCACGUACAAUGUCCUCAUGAGAGGAGGAGAUGGAACCAGUAUGUGGGCGGAUCUUAUGAAAAAUGGACAGGUGAGAGCCAGUGCCAUCGCUCAGGAUCAGGAUCAGAGUUAUGACUACGCCUCAAACACCGUCAUCCUGCACCUCGACCCUGGGGACGAGAUCUUCAUCAAGCUGGAUGGUGGGAAAGCGCAUGGUGGGAACAGCAACAAGUACAGCACUUUCACUGGCUUCAUUCUGUACAGUGACUAGAGGUCAAAAGGUCAUCAAGUUCAGUCUCAGUCUGUAGGUAAGAGAUGUUAGGGGGUCUUCAUUGAUUUAGGUUGUAAAUCUGAUGUUUAUAACACCCCUGACAUGUUUAGGGUAGCUUAUUUUUCUUUGUCAUUUCUCUUUUACCUCUAUGGUUUUGUUUGCUACAGGGUAUUUUCACCUGAAAUUCAACAGCUAUACACUCAUAAGUGAGUCACAGAACACAAAAUAAUUUGUUUAAACGGUCAAAUGAUUCAUUAUGCCCCCUGAAGGGAAUGGCCCUAUAUGUUUUGUUGUAGUAGUCAUGUGGUUUUAAAGCCUGGAUUCAACGAGAACACAACAGGAAGUGGUUUUCGAUUCUUGAAUCUGCCCAAAAACCUUCAACAGACACACAUGAAAUCAACCAGAAUGAGGCUUCAGGGUUUCAUCAGAGUCGUAAUUGAUCGAAAGCCCAGUCAAGUGAGUGCUGAUAUUUCAUUAUGACGUUGUCUUUGUAUGUAUGAUCAAUCUGUGAAUCUGCACUGAUGUUUAUCAGUGUCUCUGACAUAAUGUGAAGUGAAUGACCUUAAAUGAUACCCUAAAUCUUAAUGAGUGUAUGCCCCUGGUUUUGACUGCUGUAAAAUACACUCCCUGAGAGUCUGUUGAAAAUCAUAGUAGUGCAUCUGUUUGUGAUUGCUGUGUGGAUGUGGAAGUACUAACACAAAUAAAGCUAAGCGUUCAUUUCAGCUUAUAGCUAAAGCUAAACCCGUUCAUUGUUGUUUUUACCAAUGAAUUAUGAAGUGUGUGGCUUUCUUAGCUAAUAUUACCAUUAAAAUAAAUCUUAGCCCACUAAAAGUAACCACAUAACAAAGGAGAUAUAUAUAUAUAUAUAAUACAUUGUAACUGUAACGGUGAUACUGGUUUAUGAUGAUGACGACCAAUAUCUUAAAUGAUGUUCUGUAUAUAUCGCAAUAGUCAUGACCUGUAAAAUUUAUCAAAAUAUCUAAAUGUAACAGCUUAUAGAUUUUUGCUUUUGCUAAUAAAUGGGAUUUUUCUAACA
Molecule: messenger RNA, 2955 nt
Organism: Cyprinus carpio (common carp)
Lineage: Eukaryota; Metazoa; Chordata; Actinopteri; Cypriniformes; Cyprinidae
Product: C1q-related factor-like
Exons: 5
Coding region: 1092-1919 (275 amino acids)
Molecular function (GO): protein binding
Source: RefSeq, a predicted model, not a curated record